AUGGCUCUGGUUAUGCCCUGCACAUUUUGUACUUCGAUUCAGCGACAGAGUUUUCCGAUCAAUCGCCGUUAUUCUCGGAAUUUCCGGCGAGGAGCUACGACGAAGUGUGAGUUCCGAAUCCCUGUAGAAGUUUCCAGUCCAACAGAUAGAGGAUCGUCGGUUGUUCCUUCGCACAAGGUCACUGUACACGAUCGACAACGAGGAAUAGUUCAUGAGUUUGAAGUUCCAGAGGAUCAGUACAUAUUGCAUUCAGCUGAAGCUCAGAACAUUAAUCUUCCAUUUGCUUGCAGGCAUGGUUGCUGUACUAGUUGUGCGGUACGUGUAAAAUCUGGAGAGCUGCAGCAGCCGCAAGCAUUGGGAAUAUCAGCAGAACUGAAGUCCCAGGGGUAUGCACUGCUUUGUGUGGGUUUCCCUACAUCUGACCUUGAAGUAGAAACACAAGACGAGGACGAGGUCUACUGGCUACAAUUUGGAAGAUACUUCGCUCGUGGACCAAUUGAGAGAGAUGAUUACGCGCUUGAACUCGCCAUGGGAGACGAGUAG
This is a messenger RNA of Arabis nemorensis, 543 nucleotides long. NCBI's taxonomy places the organism in Eukaryota, Viridiplantae, Streptophyta, Magnoliopsida, Brassicales, Brassicaceae. The record is from the annotation of a GenBank genome assembly.